AUGCCGAAACUCCCAUCUCCGUCUCCAUCUCAAUUUUCAAGCCGAACCCUGCGCUCCAGCUUUGCCCGCAGCUUUCCCAGAAAAUCCCCAGCGCCAGCGCCAGCGCCAGCACCAGCACCAGCACCAGCAUCAGCGCAUCAAUGCAUUCGCGCCUCCAGAUUCAGUACGGCAUCCGCCCCGUCCUCGCGGACACACGCACGCAUCCCUUUCACCAUUUCCCCAGCCCCAGCCCGGACAUACAAAACCGUUCAAGAGGCCAGAUCCCGCUACCGCUCCGGGCCCUUCUCCACGCUCGCUGGGGUGCUGUUCUUGGCCAGCGGGGCGGGACUGAUCUUUUACUUCCGCUAUGAGAAAGCGAGGAUGGAGAGGAAGAGGGUCGCGGAGGCUGCGAAGGGCGUGGGCAGGCCGAAGGUCGGAGGGGAAUUCGAGCUGAUUGAUCAGAGAGGCGAGGCUUGGGGGAGUGAGAAGAUGAAGGGAGGGUAUAGUCUGGUCUAUUUCGGAUUCUCCCACUGUCCCGACAUCUGCCCCGAAGAACUCGACAAGAUGGCCCAAAUGAUCGACCUCGUCAACGCCUCUCCACUCCUUUCCCCUUCCCCUUCUUCCGCAGACCCCUCACGGGGAUCCGCAUCUUCUUCUGGCCUUCCCCCUCUCCUCCCUCUGUUUAUUACCUGCGACCCGGCGCGCGACACCCCUGCCGUUCUCGCAACCUACCUCUCGGAGUUCCACCCUUCGAUCGUGGGCCUCACCGGCACCUGGGAGCAGAUCAAGGAUGUGUGUAAAAAGUAUAGAGUCUAUUUCAGCACGCCGAGCGGUGUGAAGAAGGGAGAAGAUUACCUGGUCGAUCACAGUAUCUACUUCUACUUGAUGGAUCCGGAGGGUGACUUUGUCGAGGCGAUUGGGAGGCAGCAUAGUCCCGAGGCGGCGGCGCGCAUCAUUUUGAGUCAUAUUGGGGAUUGGGCCAGGGAGAAGAGGUAA
Messenger RNA from Drepanopeziza brunnea f. sp. 'multigermtubi' MB_m1, 975 nucleotides. RefSeq lists its product as uncharacterized. NCBI's taxonomy places the organism in Eukaryota, Fungi, Ascomycota, Leotiomycetes, Helotiales, Drepanopezizaceae. Gene Ontology annotation, molecular function: copper chaperone activity; copper ion binding. Gene Ontology annotation, biological process: mitochondrial respiratory chain complex IV assembly; intracellular copper ion homeostasis. Gene Ontology annotation, cellular component: mitochondrial inner membrane. The record is from RefSeq and is a predicted model, not a curated record.